This is a messenger RNA of Teleopsis dalmanni, 2109 nucleotides long. RefSeq names its product UPF0489 protein C5orf22 homolog (gene MESR6). The record is from RefSeq and is a predicted model, not a curated record. The transcript has 2 exons. Bases 198 to 1469 code for a protein of 423 amino acids. NCBI's taxonomy places the organism in Eukaryota, Metazoa, Arthropoda, Insecta, Diptera, Diopsidae.
GAAAAUAAAUUAUAAUAGGUCAUUUACUUUUACCUUUCUGUUUUUUGUCUAAAUAUUGAGUACAUUUAAGUUCAGCGUCAUUGUCUCAAAUUGUCUCCAGACAUUGUUUAGAGUCAAUAACUUUUCAUUUCAAAGAAAACAUUGAUAAAAAUAAGUUAUUUGUUUAGUUAUUAAAAAUUGUAAAUCAAAAUAGUGAAAUGGAAGCAGAAUUGAGAUUGUCUGCUGAAAAUGCGCAAGAGAAAUCGGAUUCCACAUACACAGAAGCAAAUGAAACCAUAGAAGAGGAGUCACCGCCAAAAAAGCGACCAAAAUGUGAUGAAGAAACAACUGUAGCGCUAAUAACACCCAUUACUUCACUGAGAAAAUUUAAGCGUAUUCCAGUUUUUGUUGUUGAUUAUCACAAUGAUGUGUUGGAUUUUAUUUAUCGUUGCUUGGCUGCACGUUUUCUUCCAAUAGAAAAUAAUAUAUUAGUACAUUUUGAUUCACAUCCUGACAUGGUCAUCUCACGCGAUAUACCAGCAAGUGCUUCCUUUGACAAAGAGACCAUGCUAGCGGAAUUGAGUAUAGAAAAUUGGAUCAUGCCUACAUGUUAUGCAGGUCAUUUUAAUCGUAUUAUUUGGCUCAAAAAUUCUUGGUGUCAACAAAUACCUACAGGGAAGUAUAGCUUUAAAAUCGGAGACAAGGAUGAUAAAAUUAGUGUGGACUGUCCACUGGAAUAUUUUAUAUCGGAAGGAAACUAUUCGAACACGAAUGAACUGCAAAAUUCUCGCGAUAUGGAGCUACAAGUAUAUAAUGCUGACACAUCAGAACUGCAACCUACUGAAUUUUUGAAAGAAGAAGAUGCUAAAAAUAUUAUACUUGACAUUGAUUUGGAUUUCUUUAGCACUUCGAAUCCAUUUUUGGAAAUAUAUAAAGAUGCCAAUUGUUAUGAGCAAUUAACUGAUAUCUUUCAAUUCGACGUGAGCACAACAGAUUGCGGUGGCACAACCGAACGCCGUAAGCAACAGCUCGAAGCGCUUAAGGAAAUUUUUGAAUAUUUGGAAGAAAAACGUUCCUUUGAAGGUUUUAAGAAGUUCGUAUCAGAAGUUAUAACAAUGGAAACAUAUACAAAAAUAGAGAAUCUUGUAGAAUCAUUGCAAAAAUGCUAUGCUGACGAUGAGAUUGACUGGCUGCUCAUUUUUGAUUCUGGUAGUACGACUGAUACAAAUGGUUUACCGCAUCACGUGAGCACCGAGGAGGAAUUGGAACAAUAUUAUGCUCAUUUUAAAUUAUUUUUAGAAAAAUUACCUGUUGCGCCUGUUGCUAUAACUAUGGCUUGCUCAGCUGAGGAUGACUAUUGCCCCAAAAAUCAAGUCAGCUUAAUACAGGAGAGAGUUUUGAGCAUAUUGCAAGAAGUGUUCGGUGAACAAAUUCACAAAAAUCCCAUAUUGCAGUACUUAGACGAUGAGUGGGAUAUUAUGCAACUAUAGUUUUUAUUUAGCAUAAGAAAGAUCCAAUAUUAAUAAUAUACGAGUUUUUUUAUAAAUGACAUGCAGCAUAUCAAUGUAACAUAAUUCUACACAAACGCAAUCAUUAAUACAUCGAAUUUGGUGCUUCAGAUUAUAAUUGAAAAGUGAUCUAAAUUGAAUACAGUAUUCAUCACAGUAAAAAAGUAAAUCCGUUAAUGAUUAAAAAAGUGGAUUUGAAUUAAAAAAGUCUUACAACUUCAAGUUGAAUAACUUUAUAUACAGAACCAACGGUUUACACUCAGUCUACGACCAGGAGCUAUAUAAUAGACCCUAUUAUUUAAUAGACAUGAACUACGUAUGUAAUUCAACCAUGGUACUCAGUAUCAUUUACAAUGAGUUAACCGGCAACGCAAAUAAUAUAAGUAUACAUUAUAAGACAAUAUUAAAAUCUUACAAUUCUUCUCGAAGUCUACGAAUUGAAUUUAAAAGCUGCAACCGUUCUUGCUCGUAUAAAAGAAAUUCCAUUUAAAAUGGCUUCUAGUGAUAGAUCAUUAUCUUUUUAAUUUAUAAAAAUAUGAUUAUGUUUAUUCUUACUAUAUAUAAUAUAAUUAUUUUAUUACCAAAUUACAAUUUGUUACGAACGCAAGUUAUUUUUACAUAU